Molecule: messenger RNA, 470 nt
Organism: Aspergillus ibericus CBS 121593
Lineage: Eukaryota; Fungi; Ascomycota; Eurotiomycetes; Eurotiales; Aspergillaceae
Exons: 1
Coding region: 143-379 (78 amino acids)
Source: RefSeq, a predicted model, not a curated record
CUCCAACUUGCAACACAAAAGGUUUGUUGAUUGGUUGGUUCAUUCUCUGGGAUCUGUGAAGACAUGAAGGUACUUCAUAUCAAGAUAUAUACCUAAAUAUAAACUGUUUCCCCCCCAAGAAUCGAAUUUUUUCUUUCCGAUCAUGCACGAUUCCCAAUCUUCAACGCCAUCUCCACAUGCUUCCAUUCCAACGGCACACGCCCAUGCUUCGACAGUAACUUCAGUCUUGACAACAUUCUUGAUCUGUCGCCCGCUCAUAUCCAUCUUCACCAGUCUCUACAAGUCUCCUCGCUCAGGUGGCUUUCUAUUGCACCCAUCUGAGUACACGUCUUCCACACAUAUAGCCGACUCCCCGUAUCCAGGGCCGGUUAGAUUGUGAGGAAGGGGCGGGGGUUCUCACCAGAGACCAACGAUUACGUUGUGAUCGGCGGUCCAAUGAACUUCGAGGAAUAUAUCGCAUGCCUUUAGAA